AUGUCAGAGGCAGAAAACACUUUCUGUAAAUUUGCGAUAUAUGGUGAUGCAUCCACCAGUGGCAACAAGAUGACAGGGAAAAAUUUCUCCAAGAUGUGCAAAGAGUGUAGGGUGAUGGAUGGGAAAGCUGUGACCAGCACUGAUACUGACAUUGUAUUCUGUAAAGUCAAGACCAAAGGUGCCUGCACCAUCACCUUUGCUGAUUUCCAGCAGGACAUGAAGGAGCUCUGCAGCAAGCCCUUCAAGGGCAAAUCACCGGAGGAAGCACUGCAGGCUGUCUAUGGCCUUAUUGCGGGGAAAGAGCCUGGCAGCAAGGGCACCACAAAUGCAAGGAAGGUUGGUGGGAUCAAGAGGCUGACAGACACUAACUGUAUAUACACCGGCACCCACAAAUUGCAUUUUGAUGAGAAUGGCAAAGGGAAGGGUCUUGCUGGCCGCUGCAAUCUGACGGAGAACAGCAACUACGUUGGAGCCUACAAGGGAGCUGGCAGGUAUGUCCAGACGCACUAG
Messenger RNA from Cariama cristata (Red-legged seriema), 510 nucleotides. RefSeq names its product tubulin polymerization-promoting protein family member 2 (gene TPPP2). The record is from RefSeq and is a predicted model, not a curated record. The transcript has 3 exons. Gene Ontology annotation, biological process: microtubule bundle formation; microtubule polymerization; positive regulation of protein polymerization. NCBI's taxonomy places the organism in Eukaryota, Metazoa, Chordata, Aves, Cariamiformes, Cariamidae. Gene Ontology annotation, cellular component: microtubule. Gene Ontology annotation, molecular function: tubulin binding. The coding region runs from base 1 to 510 and encodes 169 amino acids.